Nanorana parkeri is the source of this 2676-nucleotide messenger RNA. RefSeq names its product protein phosphatase 1 regulatory subunit 21 (gene PPP1R21). The record is from RefSeq and is a predicted model, not a curated record. NCBI's taxonomy places the organism in Eukaryota, Metazoa, Chordata, Amphibia, Anura, Dicroglossidae. Gene Ontology annotation, cellular component: membrane; early endosome. The transcript has 22 exons. The coding region runs from base 207 to 2522 and encodes 771 amino acids.
GGAAGUGUUUUGCUGGGUGACUUCCGGUUCUCGCUUUGAGCCAGUCCAUCCAUUCCUCGGCAGCGGCACUGGCGGCUUGUGUACCGGUACUGCGGGGAGGGAUGGUAGAGGCGGGAGCCCGGCUUUCCAUAUUACCUGAGCCUGGAUCUACUGCCUCUAUUUCCGGCCCGUCACCGACACACUGACCGACUGACACUACAGCAAGCAUGGCCAGCGGGGAGCUGCAGGGCAAGUACCAGAAGCUGGCACAGGAGUACUCCAAGCUUCGAGCUCAGAACCAGGUGCUGAAGAAGGCUGUUUUAGAUGAGCAAGCUAAUUCUACAGCUUUGAAGGAACAACUAAAGAUGAAAGAGCAGUCUCUGAGGAAACAACAGCAGGAGAUGGACAGUUUAAACUUUAGAAACCAACAACUGGCCAAGAGGGUGGAACUUCUGCAAGAGGAGCUGUCAGUGAUGGAAAACAAGGGCAAGAAGACAAAGAAACAUGUGGAGUCAUCUCAGUUGAGUCAGGAACAGAAGAGUGUCUUUGAUGAAGAUCUGCAGAAGAAGAUAGAGGAAAAUGAGAGGCUACACAUCCAGUUUUUUGAGGCCAGCGAGAAGCACAAUCAGAUAGAGGAAGAUAUGAGGAGCCGUCUGCAAGUCUUGGAGAAGGGAGCCGCACAGCACCAAGCUGUCUUAGAUGGCCUGAAGCAGAAAUACAUGGAGACUAUCGAGAAGUUACAGACUGACAAGGCAAAGUUAGAGGUAAAAGCACUGGCUCUGGAAAAAGAGGCAAAAGACUGCAGACUGCGAUCAGAGGAUUGUCAAAAUCAGCUGAAGAGUCUUCAUGUAGAUCUGAGCAGUCGUCUGGAGGAGUCUGUGUGUAUCAUUAAUGAAAAAGUACCAUUCAAUGACACAAGAACUAGUGAUUUCAAUGCCUUGAAUGUACCGUUGCAUAACAGAAGACAUCAGCUGAAGGCUCGGGAAUUAGCUGGUCAGGCUCUGGCCUUUGUCCAGGAUCUAGUUACUGCUCUCCUGAACUUUCAUACAUACACAGAACAGAGAGUCCAGAUCUUUCCCAUAGACUCUGCCAUCGAUGUCAUCUCGCCAUUAAAUCAAAAGUUCUCGCACUAUCUUCACGAAAAUGCCUCUUACGUACGUCCUCUGGAGGAAGGAAUGCUCCUGUUGUUUGAAAGCAUCACUGAGGGCACCAUUACCGUCCUGGAAACCACGGUGAAGCUGAAAAAAUUUUCUGAGCACUUUACAUCCUAUGUGUCUUUUCUGCAAAAAAUCCUCCCGUACCAAUUAAAAAGUCUGGAGGAAGAGUCCGCGUCACCACUUUGCACAGCACCAUUAAAAGAGUGGAAUCUGGAACUCCACAGAGACGUGAAAAGAAUGACGGCAGCGUUUGAGAAACUGAAGACGUACCUCUCCCUCCUCGCCUUACCCAGCACAAAUCCAGAGGGUUUAGUGAGAGCCAACUAUGGCUCCAUCCUGACACAGAUUUCAGGCGCUCUCCACGGACUUCAUGAUAUAUUGAAAGAGCUUUCUAAGCACUACAGUCAUAAAGGUGCACUGGAACAGGAUUUACCAUCUGCUACAGAUAAACUGAAAACUACAAAUGAUUGCAUCUUGUCUUCACUAGUCGCUCUUAGAAACGCAGCCGGCAAGAUGGCGACGUUCUUCAGCAAUAACUUAGACUACUUCAUGUCUUCGUUGAGUUACGGACCAAAAGGAGGCCAAGGAUUCACCAAUCCCCUUUCCGCUGCGAUGAUGCUUCAGUACAAGCAGAAGGCCGCCCAGUACAUGAAAGCUCUGAAGACGCCCUGCCCUGACUCUGUGCCUUAUGAGGAGGCACUGGUAAAUCGCAGAGUGCUACUGAGCUCCACGGAGAGCAGAGAAGGUCUGGCCCAGCAGGUUCAGCAAAGUCUGGAGAAGAUCUGUAAGUUGGAACAGGAGAAGGAGCAUUGGAUGCUGGAAGCUCAGCUGGCCAAGAUCAAGCUGGAGAAAGAGACUCGGAGGAUAACUGAACUAAUGAAGAACCCAGGCAAGGGGCAAGAGGGGGACCAGCAACAGGAAAAUGCCCUGUUACACACAAAGGACAAUUCAACUGAAAUUAGGACUACCAGCUUGAUCGGCAUGUUAAUGGAAAGUAAUGAAAUCCAGCAGGUCACAGAUCAGGACUCCAGGGAAACUCUGAUAAAAAAACACUACAUGACAAGAAUAGCAGAAAUCACGACACAGCUGCAGCUGGCUGACAGCAAGUCUGUCCAUUUCCAUGCAGAGUGUCGAGCUCUUGCUAAGAGAUUAGCAUUAGCAGAGAAAUCCAAUCAGAGCUUAACAGAAGAAACAAAGUCAGCCAGUCAGAGCAUCAGCAGAUUACAGGAUGAAUUAAUUACAACUAAAAGGAGUUAUGAAGAUCAACUGAGCAUGAUGAGCGAUCACCUUUGUGUUAUUAAUGAAACAUUAUCAAAACAGCGGGAAGAAAUAGAUGUUUUAAAGUUGACUAGCAAGGGAAAUUCCAAGAAGAACAAAAAUCGAUAGUGGAUGGCAGUCUGGUCAGGGAAGAGAACACUGCUGCUAUAUACACUGUAGAUCAGUCUGUGAAGAUGUCCUAUGUCAGCUUAUCCUUUGUAACAUGUGUGAACCCGGAUUCCUUCUCUCGGCAAAAAGGUCACCAAACCUAAAACACGUUCAA